AUGCAAAGGUUUGAUACCUGGAUUGAAGGUGAUACUGGGCCGAUCAUGGAGUCUUCUGACUCACCCACCACGUUUGAUAUUCCGCUACCAGCUUCAACUUCUCUUGAGCUAGGGGAUAGAAAAGAAAAGUUUGAUACCUUAAUUGAAGGUGAUACUGGGCCGAUCAUGGAGUCUUCUGACUCACCCACCACGUUUGAUGUUCCACUACCAGCUUCAACUUCUGUUGAGCUAGGGGAUAGAAAAGAAAAGUUUGAUACCUUAAUUGAAGGUGAUACUGGGCCGAUCAUGGAGUCUUCUGACUCACCCACCACGUUUGAUGUUCCACUACCAGCUUCAACUUCUGUUGAGCUAGGGGAUAGAAAAGAAAAGUUUGAUACCUUAAUUGAAGGUGAUAUUGGGCCGAUCAAGGAGUCUUCUGACUCACCCACCACGUUUGAUAUUCCACUACCAGCUUCAACUUCUGUUGAGCUAGGGGAUAGAAAAGAAAAGUUUGAUACCUUAAUUAAAGGUGAUACUGGGCCGAUCAAGGAGUCUUCUGACUCACCCACCACGUUUGAUACAUAG
Molecule: messenger RNA, 564 nt
Organism: Psylliodes chrysocephalus
Lineage: Eukaryota; Metazoa; Arthropoda; Insecta; Coleoptera; Chrysomelidae
Source: the annotation of a GenBank genome assembly